AUGAGUAAACGUGCACGUGAAGAAAAUGAGUUGCGUGUGGAAAAACAUGACAGUGGGUUUAUGGGCCCGCUGGCUAUGUUUGCAACAUUUCCACACAAUGCUACAUUUGAAGAAAGUCGUGAAGUUAAAAUUAACGCUUCACCCGUAAAUGCAGACGCUGAUGUUUAUACGUUUGUACAUCAUAAUCAACCCUAUGGUAUAUUGCGUACAGAAGAUGCAACGAUUCGUGCAAAAAUGAGAUUUAGAAAUGUAGCCGGACCUCAUGCCGUGCCGGCUGCUGGUCAAAUUAUUGCACCUUUACCGCUACCCCUUAGAUUGGGUUGGAAAUCAAAAGAGGUCCAUGUAAAUGGUGAUCUAAUUCAACCUAUUACAGCCUAUGAAUCUGAGUUGAAUUAUGUAAAUUAUCUUCUUACUCGGGUACCCUCGGGUUAUAAUGGUUUUGAAAAAGUAUGCCUGGGUUAUCUCGACACACCGGGUCAUAUGGAUGAUCGUACACGAAUCGAUAGUUAUACAGAAGCCACAUGUGUCAACAAAGGUGCAGGUAGACGGGGUACACUAUUUGACAAUGGUGCAGAAAAUUAUGUCAUUGAUGAUAUUGAUCUACUAGGUCAUAAUCGUCGUUACCUACCUUCUUCAAUGGAAAUAAAAGUUGUACUAACACGGUUAGAAAAAGUGAAAUAUAUCUUUGGUACGACUGCAGAUGCUCAAGCUGCUAAAAUGGAAUUGCAUGAUCUACAUGUACACAUUCCUGUGUUCAAACCCGUAGCACAGCUGGCUGAAGCUAUCAAUGAAUCUAUGAUUCAGAAAAGCGAAGAAUGUAAAUUUUACACUACCAAUUAUCGUUAUGUGGCCAAACCCAUGGCAGCAGGUGCGCAACGUGUACAAUGGAAUGAUAUGUUUAACGGCGCCCGACCUGCACGUACCAUUGUCUACGUGAAAACACAAGCUCGUUACAAUGGUGCACAUCAAUUAAACCCAAAUCUUAUGGCUUUUCCCGACAUCAAUCAGUUUGCAAUCAAAAUCAACGAAGCUAUAGUACCUCCCGAAAUUCAUAAUAGUCAAGAAGCUUAUGUAGAAUUACGACGAGUUUUAGAUCGUCGUUAUAGUGAAAUGCCUUUUAGUUACGACGAUUAUGUAUCUAGUUAUGGUAUGAUUGUGUCAGACUUGACAACCAAUAAAGAUAGCUAUAAUCAGAUGUUACCCAAUUCGACAAGUGGUAUUGUCAGUCUUGACAUGACCUUUACCCAAGCUACGGGUGCUGAUCAACAGCUAAUUUGUAUUGGUGAAUUUCGUAAUCAGCUUAAUUUGGGCUAUCAUACACGAGCUCGAAAUAAGUACGAUUAUUAA
Molecule: messenger RNA, 1347 nt
Organism: Paramuricea clavata
Lineage: Eukaryota; Metazoa; Cnidaria; Anthozoa; Malacalcyonacea; Plexauridae
Source: the annotation of a GenBank genome assembly